CGAACUUGAUAAAGACGAAAAAGAGCGAGCGGGCUAAGGAGAAGGAAGCAAGAGGCUUUGCUGCUACCUACUCUUUAAUUCCAGGAAAAAGCGACAGACAGCAACAAGAAGAUAUUCAUUACAUCCCUUCUCCAUGAUUGCAUGAACAGUUGAUGUAACCAUGGUACUAAUACUGGGGCGCAGAUUGAACAGAGGGGAUAAUCGGGUCCAAGAAUCCCCAGUCACCAAGCGUAAAGUUUUUGAAAUGGACCCAAAGUCUUUAUCAGGCCAUGAGUUCUUUGAUUUUUCUUCUGGCUCAUCCCAUGCUGAAAGCAUACUUCAGAUCUUCAAUGAAUUUCGUGACAGUCGCUUGUUCACAGAUGUAAUAAUCUGUGUUGAAGGCAGAGAAUUUCCUUGUCAUCGUGCUGUUCUUUCAGCUUGCAGCAGCUACUUCAGAGCUAUGUUUUGCAAUGAUCACAGAGAAAGUCGGGAGAUGUUGGUAGAAAUUAAUGGAAUUUUUGCUGAAGCCAUGGAUUGCUUUUUACAAUAUGUAUAUACAGGCAAAGUAAAAAUCACCACGGAUAAUGUGCAGUACCUGUUUGAAACGUCAAGUCUCUUUCAAAUAAGUGUUUUGCGCGAUGCAUGUGCUAAGUUUCUAGAAGAGCAACUAGAUCCUUGUAACUGUCUAGGAAUUCAACGUUUUGCUGAUACACACUCUCUGAAAACACUCUUUACAAAAUGCAAAACUUUUGCACUGCAAAAUUUUGAGGAUGUGGCCCAGCAUGAAGAAUUUCUUGAGCUUGGAAAAGAUGAACUUAUUGAUUACAUUUGCAGUGAUGAACUGGUAAUAAGCAAAGAAGAAAUGGUGUUUGAAGCAGUUAUGCACUGGGUUUACCGGACUGUGGAAUCCAGGCGCUCAGUUCUACAAGAAAUUCUCACACAUGUGAGACUGCCUUUGUUACAUCCUAACUACUUUGUUCAGACAGUGGAAGUAGACCAGUUGAUUCAAAACUCACCUGAAUGUUACCAAUUGUUACAUGAAGCACGGAGGUACCAUGUCCUUGGAAAUGAAAUGAUGUCUUCAAGAACUAGACCACGAAGAUCAACUGGCUACUCUGAAGUUAUAGUUGUUGUUGGAGGUUGUGAGCGUGUUGGGGGAUUUAAUUUGCCAUAUACAGAAUGUUAUGACCCAAUGACAGGAGAGUGGAAAUCCCUGGCAAAAUUACCAGAAUUUACAAAAUCUGAGUAUGCAGUUUGUGCUUUGAGGAAUGACAUCCUUGUUUCAGGUGGGAGAAUCAAUAGCCGUGAUGUGUGGAUUUAUAAUUCUCAACUUAAUAUUUGGAUCAGAGUCGCUUCUCUAAAUAAAGGGAGGUGGCGUCAUAAAAUGGCAGUCCUUCUUGGAAAGGUGUAUGUGGUUGGAGGAUAUGAUGGGCAAAAUCGACUGAGUAGUGUGGAGUGUUAUGAUUCUUUUUCCAAUCGAUGGACAGAAGUAGCUUCACUUAAAGAAGCUGUCAGUUCUCCAGCAGUUACCAGCUGUGUGGGCAAACUGUUUGUGAUUGGUGGAGGUCCAGAUGAUAACACAUGCUCUGAUAAGGUUCAGUCGUAUGAUCCUGAUACUAAUUCUUGGCUCCUUCGGGCAACAAUCCCCAUUGCGAAGAGAUGUAUUACAGCUGUAUCAUUAAACAAUCUCAUUUAUGUUGCUGGGGGACUCACAAAAGCGAUAUAUUGCUAUGAUCCGGUUGAAGAUUAUUGGAUGCAUGUGCAGAACACAUUUAGUAGACAGGAAAACUGUGGCAUGUCUGUCUGUAAUGGGAAAAUCUAUAUCCUUGGUGGGAGAAGAGAAAAUGGAGAAGCCACAGAUACUAUUCUUUGUUAUGACCCUGCAACAAGUAUCAUUACUGGAGUAGCUGCCAUGCCAAGACCAGUAUCAUACCAUGGCUGUGUGACUAUUCACCGAUACAAUGAUAAGAAGAAUUUUUGAGUAAGAAAUCAGGCUCAUAUUACUGUCAGAAUUUGUAGGGCAGGAAAGCAGCCUUUUCCAAAGUGUCAUCUGGAAAGAAACACUGUUGUGUUUAAAAUCUUGAUUGUUACAUAUUUCCCAUAAUUAUGAUUUUUAACUUCCUCUGAAAUCAUUAACAGUUGAUGUUACUAAAUAGAUCAUGCUCAUGUCCAUAUUGUAUUUUUUCAAGUUUAUUUCAAAUAGUUUUACCUGCAUUUUUCAUAUUUUCAAUGUGAUAAGUACUGUUUACUGUCAAUGUGAAAAAUUAAGUUUAUAUAUGAUUUAUGUGUAAAUGGUUUAAGUAAUAUGUUGCCCUUUAUUUUCUUUCACUUUGAAUUUAUAGUACCAUUAUUAGAAUAAUUUUUAAAAUAUUUGAAAAUAAUAUACACCAAUGUUGCUUUGCAUCAUCAUGAAAGAAUCAUAAAGAAUAUUAAAAAUAUUUAGGUCCAUCUAUAUAAAAAAAAUCACUGUUAAAGAGGUGUUUCUUUUUUUUUUUAGUAUGUGGUAUGUGACUAUUUUUCAUUUUAUUUCUAAAUGAGACCUUAAAACAUCUUAGUUACUUUUUAAAUCUUCAGAAUUUCCAUCUGAAAUUAAGUAUAGUAAAGAUCACAUCAUAGUUGUCCAUCAGGAGCCCAAAGGACUUUAAUUAGGAUUAAAUUCUGCCACUCACUAUAUUGGGUUUCAGUAUUGGUCCCAAAUUGGUAAAUAACAACUUUAGAUUUCAAAAAAUUCAAUAGUAAGGAGCUUUUGUUUAAGAUACAGUAGAACCAAUGUACAAGCAGUUGAUUAAUCAUUGUCUUCUAUUAAAGAAUAAAAACAACUGUCAUGUACCUGUUAUUAAUAUUUUUCCAGGUAACAUCUCUCUGUGACAUGGAUCAUUUUCUGAAUUCUGUUUUUUUCCUGUAGCAUACCCUGUACAACUUGAAUAAAUUUGACAUAUUUUAGUGUAGAAAAUGCAUAUUAAAACAUGAUUUCUAGCUGUGAAAAUAAGUAUACCUGUUACCAGCACUUUUGUGUUGUGUAUUGCUGUGAUCAGUAGUUGUACGAUAAACAUUUACAGUACAAGAACAUGUUUUACAAGGAAAAUUCAUUAUGCCGUUUUGUACACUAUUGUUUGCUUCCUGAAUAUUUUCCAUAUAAUUAUUACACUGCUGUGAAUAUUAUGAAAUUUUCUUGGACAUUCUGACAUAGGUAAGUUAUGUAUAUUCUUUUUACAUCACCAUUUUUAUAUCUGAUAUGUUCAGCCAACAUACAUUUGCUUGACUAGACUAUAAAUGUUAAUCUCCCAUAUAUACUAACAUUUAACUUUAUCAGGAACUGAGUCAAAGUGUGCCUGAAAAAUAUGCCUGAUUAAAUUGAUUUUUAAGCAGUUAUUAUAUACUAUGUGACAUUUCUGGUGCCUUGGAAUCUUAUAUAAGUGUACAUUCAUCAAAUGUUUUAAUAAGGAUAUGGCUCCAAAUUAAUUAUUUACUGAGUGCUUUCUCAUAGAUACUCUUGUGUUUGCAGUAGGUGCCUUUAAAUACUUUUAGCAUUGGCUAUACAGUACUUUCAUUAUUGGAAGCAUUUGUGCUGCUGUGCAGUAGAUUAUACAUGUUGUAAUUUUUCAAUAAUAUAUGAAUUAACAGUUCAAUGAAUUUGGUUUCUGUGAUUAGAGAAAUCCAGGUAAGUUUUUUGUUACAGCAGUGGGACAAGAAUAGAUUUUUAUUGAAAUCAAAGGGGUUGUUCCCCCUCUUGAUUUCA
Molecule: messenger RNA, 3718 nt
Organism: Thamnophis sirtalis
Lineage: Eukaryota; Metazoa; Chordata; Lepidosauria; Squamata; Natricidae
Gene: KLHL24
Product: kelch like family member 24
Molecular function (GO): protein binding
Source: RefSeq, a predicted model, not a curated record